Messenger RNA from Pichia membranifaciens NRRL Y-2026, 843 nucleotides. RefSeq lists its product as hypothetical. The record is from RefSeq and is a predicted model, not a curated record. Gene Ontology annotation, cellular component: membrane; mitochondrion. Lineage: Eukaryota; Fungi; Ascomycota; Pichiomycetes; Pichiales; Pichiaceae. The transcript has a single exon. The coding region runs from base 1 to 843 and encodes 280 amino acids. Gene Ontology annotation, biological process: mitochondrion organization.
AUGUCCAGAAUCGCCAACGCCAUCUCCAGAUUGGCCUUGCCGGUGUCGGCACUGAUUCUCUUGGCCGACUACUCCAUGUACGACGUCAAGGGCGGUGAGAGAGCCGUCAUCUUUGACCGGUUCUCCGGAAUCAAGCCCAACGUGGUCGGCGAGGGCAUCAACUUUGUCGUGCCUUGGUUGCAGAGACCAAUCAUCUUCGACGUGAAGACAAGACCAAGAACAAUCACGACGACGACAGGCUCGAAGGACCUCCAGACGGUGUCCAUCACGUUGAGGGUGUUGCACAGACCCGACGUGAUGAAUCUCCCGGCCAUCUACCAGAACUUGGGGCUCGACUACGACGAGAGAGUGUUGCCUUCGAUCGGAAACGAGAUCUUGAAGUCCACGGUGGCGCAGUUCGACGCCGCGGAGUUGAUCACGAUGAGAGAGGUGGUGUCCAACAAGAUCAGAGACGACUUGGAGAAGCGCGCCUCGCAGUUCAACAUCAAGUUGGAGGACGUGUCCAUCACCCACAUGGCGUUUGGCCAGGAGUUCACCAAGGCUGUCGAGAGAAAACAGGUGGCGCAGCAGGACGCGGAGCGGGCCAAGUACCUUGUCGACAAGGCCGACCAGGAGAGAAAGGCUGCCGUCAUCCGGGCCGAGGGUGAGGCCGAGGCCGCCGACCACAUCUCCAAGGCCUUGGCCAAGGCCGGUGACGGCUUGUUGCUCAUCAGAAGACUCGAGGCCUCCAAGGAGAUUGCCGAGACCUUGAGCCGGUCGCCAAACGUCGCCUACUUGCCUAAGGGCGGUUCCGGCGACGACGGCAGCUCCAGCCAAUCCCUCCUCUUGAACAUCGGUCGCUGA